Molecule: messenger RNA, 598 nt
Organism: Colletotrichum phormii
Lineage: Eukaryota; Fungi; Ascomycota; Sordariomycetes; Glomerellales; Glomerellaceae
Exons: 1
Coding region: 144-590 (148 amino acids)
Source: RefSeq, a predicted model, not a curated record
UCAAGGCGGGUUUUUCACAUUUGCGGGUGCUCUGUUGUGUGCUGGCUGGCUAUGUCUGCUCAGUGCUGGCUGCUGGCGGUCCGCGGCUUGACCCGAAUAUGGCAACGGAUUCGUUUAACGAUGGGAGGUGAUGGAUCGUUGCGAUGAUAUUUUUCUUUUCGGACUGGUUGUGGGCCGUCAUGGCCGGUCAAUCCGAACCUGUCUCAUCAGACCAGAGUGUGCAGGCAGAGCAGCCAGCCAGGACAAUCGACACCAGAUGUGUAAGAGCGGGCUCAAGGCCGUGGGUCGAAUUUAGCGCUGUAGGCAUCGCUCAGAUUCCGUACGAAUACCUAGACGUGGGAGGACACGGUAGCCUCUCUGCAAAUGAUGAGCUGCGGACUGUGCCUCGAAAUUCACGGUCAAAUCUUGCCAUGUCGGCCUUGGUUCGAGUCCCCGUGGUCAGCUUGACCGGAGACGAAGCAGCGGCAACUCCAGUAUCUACGGAACAACAAGCGGAAGGACAGGCCUGGACUCGGUGCGUGUGGAGUCUCAGGGCGGGCGAUGGAGGAUUCGGUUUGCCUCUAGAAUGGGCUUUUGAUCCCGGCCAGUGACGGCGGCC